Molecule: messenger RNA, 2568 nt
Organism: Nelumbo nucifera (sacred lotus)
Lineage: Eukaryota; Viridiplantae; Streptophyta; Magnoliopsida; Proteales; Nelumbonaceae
Biological process (GO): response to oxidative stress; hydrogen peroxide catabolic process
Molecular function (GO): heme binding; peroxidase activity
Source: RefSeq, a predicted model, not a curated record
AGAGUCAAGCUGUUACGCAGGAAAGAGUAGUAAUAGAAUUAGUAUAUAAGGAGAACUACCUCUGCUCAUUUCUAUCAUUGUAGUAGAGCUGACAACCAUAUCUCCUUGGUUGAGAGAGGGAAUUGAAGUGGGUUGCAGGGUUCAGCUAAAAGGGUUUUCAAUUCCAAGAUGAGGGCUAACUUCCUUCUUCUGGUCUCUCUAACAAUUCUCUGUGUUUCUGGGGUUUGUCAAGGUUGGUUCUUAAGGAAGAACUUCUACCAACAUUGCUGCCCCAAAGCCGAGGAGACCAUUAAGUCUGUCAUUUGGAAAAGAGUAGCUGCUGAUUCUGGGUUGCCUGCAGAACUCCUCAGGAUGCAUUUCCAUGACUGCUUUGUCAGGGGUUGCGAUGGCUCAGUGUUGCUGGACUCCCCUAAUAACACAGCUGAGAAGGACUCAGCUCCAAACCUAACUUUGGAAGGUUUUGAUGUUAUCGAUGAGGCCAAGACUGCAGUCGAGAAAAUCUGCCCAGGAAUUGUUUCAUGUGCAGAUAUCCUCGCUUUGGCUGCUAGAGAUUCUGUUUCCUUCCAAUUCAAGAGACCCUUGUGGGAGGUGCUCACGGGCAGAAGAGAUGGAAGAGUGUCGCGUAAAUCUGAGGCGGAUGCCAACAUCCCUUCACCUUUCUCAGACUUCAACACUCUUAAACAAAACUUUAAGGCCAAAGGCCUCACUGUCCAUGAUCUUGUGGUUUUAUCAGGUGCACAUACCAUUGGGCAUGGACACUGCAAUCUGUUCAGCAACAGACUCUAUAACUUCAGAGGGAAAGGAGAUGCAGACCCUUCAUUGGAUCCAACUUAUGCAGCCUUCCUGAGGAACAAAUGCCGGAGCCUUGCAGACAACACCACCACGGUGGCCAUGGAUCCCCAGAGCGACGAAUCUUUCGAUACCCACUACUUUGUAAACCUGAAACAACACAAGGGUCUCUUCCAGUCUGAUGCUGCCCUUCUCACCAACAAGGUCUCUGUGAAUAUUGUUAAUGAAUUGCUCAACUCGCACAGGUUCUUUACGGAAUUCGCCAUUUCCAUAAAGAAGAUGGGAGACAUUGAAGUCCUUACUGGGACUGCUGGAGAGAUCAGGAAGAAGUGCAAUGUUGUGAACUAUUUUACCUAUGGUUGUGAUGCUUCGGUGUUACUGGACUCCCCAGAUAAAACGGCUGAGAAAGACGCAGCUCCAAAUCUCACAUUGGAAGGUUUCGAUGUUAUCGACGAGGUCAAGACUGCAGUCGAUAAAAUCUGCCCAGGAGUGACUUCGUGUGCAGAUAUCGUCGCUUUGGCUGCUAGAGAUGCUGUUUCCUUCCAAGUUUUUGGAUCUUUUGAUUCUGGGUGGGAAAAAAUGAAAACAAGCUUUCUUAUUUUCUGGGUUUUUCUUGGUGCAUUAGGAGUUGCUAGAGUUUGCAAUGGAGGUGUUCUGAAGAGGAAUUUCUACAGGUACAACUGCCCACAAGCUGAGGAAAUUGUGAAGAGUAUCACAUGGAGGAGGGUGGAAGCUAGCCCAGAGUUGGCAGCUAAGCUUCUAAGAAUGUAUUUCCAUGAUUGCUUCGUAAGGGGUUGCGAUGCAUCAGUCCUAUUAGACACAGUUGGGAGUGAGACAUCUGAGAAGGAUGCACCACCUAAUCUCUCGCUGGCGGGCUUUGAUGUCAUUGAUGAAAUCAAGUUUCAAAUCGAGCAGAUUUGUCCGAGAACUGUAUCCUGUGCUGACAUUCUGGCCUUGGCUACACGAGACUCGGUUUCCUACCAAUUUCAGAGACCCAUGUGGAGUGUCCUGACUGGGAGAAGAGAUGGAAAUGUUUCUCUUGCAUCAGAGGUUCUGUCAAACUUAGCUUCCCCGUUCGCAAACUUCAACCAACUCCAACAACUCUUUGCUAGCAAGGGACUCAACACUAAAGAUCUUGUGGUCUUGUCAGGUGCACACACACUAGGGGUGUCUCACUGCAGCAUUAUCUCGAACAGGCUCUACAACUUCGAUGGCCAAGGCAACCCAGAUCCUUCUCUGAACCCAGCAUAUGCCGACUUCUUGAGAACCCAGUGCCCCAACCCAGCAGACCCUUCAACAGUAGUAGAGAUGGACCCCCAGAGCUCCCUCAACUUCGAUAACCAUUACUUCGCCAUCGUCAACCAGAACAUGGGUCUGUUCCAGUCAGAUGCAGCGCUCCUCACCGACCCAGUUUCAGCCAUGACAGUUCAGUCUCUACAGAAUGCCAAUACCUUCUUCUCCGAGUUCACAAAAUCACUUACAAAGAUGGGAAACAUUGGAGUGCUCACCGGGAACGAAGGAGAGAUUAGGACGCAGUGCCGAGUGGUGAAUUCAUCGUGAAUUCAAUCUAUCAUUGGUUGCUGAUCAAGAAGCAAAAUAAGCCAUUAAUGUUAGCUAAUGAAGUAGAUGUUUGAAUUAAAUAAGUCGGAAUAACAACGUAGGUUCUAUCUGGGGAAUGUUCUUCUUCGUGCAUGACUUUGCAUUCUGGAGUUGGGAUGCUGUGCAUGACUGAGAGUCGUUUAUCAAUGAAUAAUUGCUUCAUAUCUUUUAUGGACCGAA